Aspergillus versicolor CBS 583.65 is the source of this 1948-nucleotide messenger RNA. Its product is annotated as 25S rRNA (uracil2843-N3)-methyltransferase. The transcript has a single exon. Bases 278 to 1618 code for a protein of 446 amino acids. The record is from RefSeq and is a predicted model, not a curated record. NCBI's taxonomy places the organism in Eukaryota, Fungi, Ascomycota, Eurotiomycetes, Eurotiales, Aspergillaceae.
CAUUGAAAUAAUUCAUUGGGGUUUUCUGCAUGAUUUAAUCUAUACGGUAUCGGUUUGAUCUCGGUCCAUUUUAUUUUUUAUCUUUUUCUCUCCUGAUCUGUACAGACGAGGAUCAUUUCCAAUAAGUUGUCUGUUAUAUUUCGCCAUAUAUAUAUAAAGGAUCAACCGAGAAGAUCCAACACCUUGCUCGGAGACGGACAGAUAAUAAAUAGCCUAGUCAAACUUUUCAUGACAUAUAUGGCCAAGAUCCAACAAUAUAUAUAAACAAGCACAAGAAAUGGCACCACCAAAGUCAAACAGCAGCCGAAAACACGCCAAGGACGAUGGCAAGAGAUCAGAGAAGAAACCUCUUCCUCGCCGCCAAGUUCAAGGCCAAAAUCGACCACAGAGACAGCAAAAUGACACCGGUGCUGAAAGUCAAACGGAAAAUCAGAUUGACAUAUCUGAUUCAAUUCCGAUAGCUCUUCAACAGCUUCUCUUGAAUGUAUUCAAGUCUGCUUUGCUCUCAUCGCCAAAUUUAUCCUCAGAAUCCCAAGAUCCAGCUACAGAGGAGCCCCUAGAUAUUAAAGCCUUGAUCCAGACCAUCAAGGGGCACCUGUAUAAUCGGGACUUUGAUUCUGCCUUUGCGGAUGCUGAUGAAGGGUUGCUCAGGGCCUAUGCCUUGAGAUGGAGUGCAGCGAGGGCGUUGGGCUACGCGGGGUUGUUUAAGUCCAUGUUCAGGGUAUUGAUGGAGAAAGAAGCUAGGAAUUCUGGUAAGGGCUCUGCGCUUCAACCAACGCACGUGGUUUGUAUCGGUGGUGGUGCAGGUGCCGAGCUUGUUGCGCUUUCAGCUGCGUGGAGGGAUUUGAUGGACGAGGGUACUAUACCUGGGUCCCAGAAGGGACUAUCAGAUGCACUUGAAGCCGUGUCUCUAAGUGACGGGCAGGACGACCAAGGGGAUGAGUCCACAGGAAAGCCUGAACAAUCACAAACACCCUCUCCCUCGUCUUCCAGUCUCUCAAUAACAGCCGUCGACAUCGCCGACUGGUCUGCCGUCGUGAGACGCCUAUCCUCCACCAUCCUAUCACCCUCGGUUCCAAGCUCAAAGUCAUAUCCGUCCCCUCUUUUUGCAAACGUCCAACAACAGGAUACGACUACCGACGCUAAACUCAAUGUCGACUUCAAACGCCUCGACGUAUUAUCAUUAUCGGACGCAGAGUUAGCCUCGCUAUUCCACACCACUCAACAAUUUUCAUCGACCCGCACCAACAUGGUCACCCUAAUGUUCACGCUAAACGAACUCUUUUCUACAUCCAUGCCCAAGGCAACAGCAUUCCUGCUCAAAAUCACUGACCUCCUGCAGCCGGGAACGCUCCUGUUAGUUGUCGAUAGCCCUGGCAGUUACUCGACUCUGAAGCUCAGUAAGGGAGGCAGCGCAGGAGCGCAGGAGCGGCAAUAUCCAAUGAAGUUCUUGCUUGAUCAUGCGCUGCUUUCGGUUGCGAAGGGGAGCUGGGAAAGGGUUUACUCGCAGGAUUCAAGAUGGUGGAGGAGGGAUGCGGCUAGGUUGUGGUAUGAUGUUGGAGAGGGUGCUGGGUUGGAGGAUAUGAGGUUCCAGGUCCAUGUUUAUCGGAGGCUGUGAUGGUAUAUACAUAUAUAUAUGAUAAAAAACGAGGCCUGGGUCUAUUUACUAUGAAAGUGAUAUCUACCGGCCCACAAUCUUUUCCAAGUACAGUAUAUCCCCAGCUCCCACGCUGCUAUUCUCAACCUCCUCAUCCCAAGGCAAAACAUGUACCCAUACCUCCUCCGCGGUCGGCUUGUCGUCAGCCCUUUGCAACACGUCCCAUCCCCCCUUGCCCUUCAACCCUGCAAUUCUCUCCCCCGAAGUAACAACCGCAAGCCUCUCCUGAUCCAGCGGAAACUCCUUCACAUCCACCUCAACCUGUUUCAUCGAGCGAUGCUCAACGAGCUC